AUGGUUGUGGACUUCGACAAGAACGCCGCCGGCACUUUUACGAUCGGUACCUUGGACCUGCAGCUUGAGCGCUUAGGAAGCAUGAACGACGAUGACUGUACAGCGAAAUCUCAAAGCCGCAGCGUAGAACUUACUGUGGCCAAAUUUUCUUUCCGACAGCUUGGAUCUCGGAUACGAAAUUUCCGAAUCCGAUACGAGAGCACAGCACGGCUGCCCGAGGCUAGACAAGGAAAGCUUCCCCGCAUUGACUCGCCGGAUUAUCUCGUCCUCAGAAAGACGCUGACGAUCGAAUGGACGAGCUAG
Molecule: messenger RNA, 303 nt
Organism: Pseudozyma hubeiensis SY62
Lineage: Eukaryota; Fungi; Basidiomycota; Ustilaginomycetes; Ustilaginales; Ustilaginaceae
Product: copper-transporting P1-type ATPase
Exons: 2
Coding region: 1-303 (100 amino acids)
Source: RefSeq, a predicted model, not a curated record